CUACCUGCUUCCGGGGGCGCCGGGUUGUUGACGUCCCGCCUGUCCCGCGGUGCGCACCGCUCGGAGCUGCGUGGAGCCUCGGCCGCCUCCAGAGAAAUUUCUGCGUGGGCCCCGGUCACUUCUUCGGUCCGCCGAGAUGGCGAUGCAAGCGGCGAAGAGGGCGAAUAUUCGCCUUCCUCCUGAAGUAAAUCGGAUCUUGUAUAUAAGAAAUUUGCCGUACAAAAUCACAGCUGAAGAAAUGUAUGACAUAUUUGGGAAAUAUGGACCUAUUCGUCAGAUCAGAGUGGGAAACACACCAGAAACUAGAGGAACAGCUUAUGUAGUCUAUGAAGACAUCUUCGAUGCCAAGAAUGCCUGUGAUCACCUGUCGGGAUUCAAUGUUUGUAACAGAUACCUGGUAGUGUUAUACUACAAUGCCAACAGGGCAUUUCAGAAGAUGGAUACAAAGAAGAAGGAGGAACAGUUGAAGCUUCUCAAGGAGAAAUAUGGCAUCAACACAGACCCACCGAAGUAAACGCACUCUUUUCAUUCAGGACUAAGCCACCGCCACCACCACCCCUUCUGUGUUCUUAAUUAACUGAAUAUUGUGAUGGGUUUUGUCCUGGGACCAUACUGGUGGGAUUUAGGGGUCACUCUUCGCAGUGUUAGGGGAGCUCAUGCAAUGCCGGGGACCAGUCCAGCCCUUUGAGCUAUCUCCCUAGAAGAUUAUUUGUGAUUACUUACUUGGAAUCAAAAUGACGUGUAAUGGAUAACAUGGGUUGACAACAGGUAAGAUGUUUGCUUUGCAGUCUUCCUGGGUUUGAUCUCCCAGCACUGCAUAUAAUUCUCCAGGUCCCACUAGGAGUAAGCCCCGAGCACUGCCAGGUAUGACCCAAAAACAAAAUUUUUUGAUAAAUGUGUACAAUGUUAUGUUAAUAAACUUGAUUUUUUAAAAAUGA
Messenger RNA from Sorex fumeus (smoky shrew), 938 nucleotides. It is a transcript of the gene SF3B6, whose product is annotated as splicing factor 3b subunit 6. Gene Ontology annotation, molecular function: mRNA binding. Gene Ontology annotation, cellular component: ribonucleoprotein complex; cytoplasm; nucleus. Lineage: Eukaryota; Metazoa; Chordata; Mammalia; Eulipotyphla; Soricidae. Bases 137 to 514 code for a protein of 125 amino acids. The record is from RefSeq and is a predicted model, not a curated record. The transcript has 4 exons.